UUUUUUUUCCGAGGGUGUUGUGUGCAGGAGACAGCUAUACUAAUACUCUCGGUAUUACUCUUUACAUCUUAAACCAUACAACUGCUUGGUUUCACUGCAAUGGUGUAUAAUGCAAUCCCUUCUCUUGGAUAGAAAAUUGGGCAACAUAACGCCGUUGGCGUUUGCCACCACAAUCUCUGAAAGCUACUAUGCUCGACUACACCAAACCGCAAAACACAACGUAUUUCCCAUCAACUGCCAUCACAAUGCCCUGGUCAACUCACUCGCCCUCGACCAAUCAGACUACCGGUUCUUGUUGAGCGGCUGUGCCGAUUCAUCCAUCAAACUUUGGGAUUUGAAGCAGACACAUACGCAGCGUCAAGAGAAUGAGGUGGAUGCGGCCUUGGGCAACGCCGACUACGACGAGUUUGACUAUGAUAACCCCAUAACUACAUUCACUAACGUGGCCACUAUCCCCAAGAAAUCUGUCCAUGAGUUUGGGAUAUCUGCUGUCCAAUGGUGGCCGUACGACACGGGGAUGUUUGUGAGUGCGUCGUUUGACCAUUUCGUCAAGAUAUGGGAUACCAACGAGCUAACACCGGUGCAUGAUUUCGACUUGGAAAGCCGGAUCUACGCCAUUGAUAUAUGUCGCAACGAGACAAACUCGCUAGUGGCUGCUGCUAGUGACAGUCCGUUUAUUCGACUAUUGGAUUUGAGGUCAGCCUCGAGUUCUCAUACUCUUCUGGGACACAAGGGCAAGACCCUUUCCGUUAAGUGGCAUCCUAUUAAUCCGCAUUUAUUGGCGUCUGGCGGGUACGAUGGGGAGGUAAAAGUAUGGGACAUUAGAAGAAGCAAUAGUUGUUUGUGUCGCUUAGAUAUGUUGCGGACCAAUAUUCAAAAUUCCUCGUCCUCCUCUAAUUUGACAAGGGAGUCGGUAAAGGCACAUCUGGGACCCGUUAAUGGAUUAGUGUGGGACGAGUCGGGUACUGAAUUGUAUACUACUGGGAAUGACGAUAAAGUUCGAGUGUGGGACAUGGUAUCUUCGCUAGCGCCUCCUGUUAACAAGUUGAUCAACUUUGGCCCGUUGACGAGAAACAAAUAUCCCCAGACAAUACCAAUUAUGUUGAAUCCCAAGAUCGAGACAGAAACGCGGUACCUUUUGUUUCCCUCGGAGAACAGUGACAUUUUUAUAUUUCGAACUAUUGAUGGGAAGCUAGAAGCGAGAUUGUCGAGAAAGGGAUCCAAGAAUGUAGGACGAACUUGUUCUAUGGUGAAUGCAGGACCAUUCACGGGAACUUACUAUUGUGGAACUAUGGAUGGAGAAAUCAUCAGUUGGAGUCCAAACUGGGUCAAACCUGAUGCGAAUGAUAUCAUACACACCGACCAAGAGAUGGACCUAGAUCUAACUGAUAUCCUCCAGAAAAGAAAGCAACAAGCUGAAGAACGAGCUUUGCUAUACUCAGAUCCUUACUUCAAGCUGUAAUAUGGAACAUUGUCUUGAUUUGCAGCCAAAAACUUGCAAAUUGGAUUGCACGCGUGUAU
This is a messenger RNA of Spathaspora passalidarum NRRL Y-27907, 1521 nucleotides long. RefSeq lists its product as uncharacterized. The coding region runs from base 110 to 1462 and encodes 450 amino acids. The transcript has a single exon. NCBI's taxonomy places the organism in Eukaryota, Fungi, Ascomycota, Pichiomycetes, Serinales, Debaryomycetaceae. Gene Ontology annotation, cellular component: nucleotide-excision repair complex; Cul4A-RING E3 ubiquitin ligase complex. Gene Ontology annotation, biological process: proteasome-mediated ubiquitin-dependent protein catabolic process; transcription-coupled nucleotide-excision repair; protein polyubiquitination. Gene Ontology annotation, molecular function: protein binding. The record is from RefSeq and is a predicted model, not a curated record.